Sebastes umbrosus (honeycomb rockfish) is the source of this 1588-nucleotide messenger RNA. It is a transcript of the gene dio1, whose product is annotated as iodothyronine deiodinase 1. The record is from RefSeq and is a predicted model, not a curated record. The transcript has 4 exons. Gene Ontology annotation, molecular function: thyroxine 5'-deiodinase activity. NCBI's taxonomy places the organism in Eukaryota, Metazoa, Chordata, Actinopteri, Perciformes, Sebastidae.
AUCAGAUGUCAGUUCUGCAAGAGGCGCUCUGGAAAACGGGAGUUCACCACUAAGGAGCAAGCAUGUCUUUGCACAGAUUCAUGGUCUAUUUGUCGACAGCAUGUUUGUUUUGUUUAAUGAUAACAGUCAAUUUCAUGCUCUUGAUUUUGCAUUACAUUUCACCCAGUCUCGCCAGGAAGCUCAUCCUGAAAUUGGGUGAAAGUAGCACCAUGACUCAGAAUCCUAACUUUAAGUAUGAAGACUGGGGUCUGACGUUUGGCUCUAUGAAAUUCAUCAGAGCAGCUUCGCACCACUUGUGGUUGUCGCUCGGACAAGAUGCGUUUAUGGGAGGAGAAGCUCCGGACACACCUGUGGUCACCAUGGAGGGCAAGAACACAAGUAUCUACAAGUACUUGAAAGACAACAGACCGCUGGUGUUGAGUUUUGGAAGUUGCACCUGACCCCCGUUUAUGUACAAACUUGAGGAGUUCAAGCAACUCGUCAAGGACUUCAGUGAUGUAGCUGACUUUCUGGUGAUCUACAUCGCUGAGGCACAUUCAAAAGACGGUUGGGCCUUUGCCAACAACUUUGACAUAAACCAGCACCAGAGCCUGGAGGACAGGCUGUCCGCAGCACAGAUCGUGGUUCAGAAGGAGCCCCUGUGUCCGGUGGUCGUGGAUGAAAUGAACGAUCUCUCCACCAUAAAGUACGGUGCCGUGCCUGAGAGGCUCUAUGUGCUGCAGGCUGGGAAAGUUGUCUACAAGGGUAGCGUGGGGCCUUGGGGCUACAGUCCAAUGGAGGUGCGUUCGUUCCUGGAGAAGAUGAACUAAGAAGGUUUCAAGUCAUGUCUUGUAUUCGCCGUAUGACCAGUCUUAUAUUUAGGGGUGUUCAGCAGGAGAUGGGGGUGUCAACAUCAUAAUCAAUUACUCAUAUAACACAAUACCAUUUUUUUUUUUUUAAUCAAGACUCAAAUCAAUUCACUACCACAUUCACAUAUAGUCCUGUAACUGCUCUCUGGCAUCUCUUACAACCAUUGCAUAACUAGAAAUAUUAUAACCUUGCCAAACUUGCGCUAAUAUUGCUUCCAGACUCUCUUUUACGUCGGAAAACAAACCUCUGCUAUCAAUCUCUGAGAUUGAACUCGCCUCUCGGUGUUUCUUAGUGACGGCUGCAGAUUAAAACUUGUUGGCCUCUGUAGCCUGAUGAAGUGAAACACAGAGACACAGUCCAGUCAAGAGUUUGUUAACUUUAAAAGAUCUUACGAUUUGAGUCAAUGAAAGCACUUGUUUUAUCUCUUGCAGGAUCAGUUAUCAUUAAAUCAGCAUUGUAAACUGUAUUAAUCACUAAGGGUUUUUCUGUUGUCAGUAAAUGCUCUGAGGUAAUUUCACAGGAGGAUGCCUUUAUAUGAUGAUUACAGUGCAAACCUCUGGUAACUGCAAUCUGAUGAAAGAUGAGUCAAAAGGCCUUCUCUGGAUUACGUAGGAGCAUUUCUGAUUCAACGUAUAAUAAGCAUCUUGUUAAACAGUCUACAUCUCCUUUGAAUGUUCUUAUAUCACAUUCAAAUCUUGUAUGUUUGCAUUAUAGUAUAAUAAAGAAUAACCUGAGAAGA